Gaeumannomyces tritici R3-111a-1 is the source of this 885-nucleotide messenger RNA. RefSeq lists its product as hypothetical. Lineage: Eukaryota; Fungi; Ascomycota; Sordariomycetes; Magnaporthales; Magnaporthaceae. The transcript has 5 exons. The coding region runs from base 149 to 628 and encodes 159 amino acids. The record is from RefSeq and is a predicted model, not a curated record.
GAGACUCUUCGCUGCUCGCCGUCACAUCCUGCACCAUUUUCCACUUUCCCAUCACGCCCGUCAAGUCACUCGAAACGGCUAAAGCGGCAAUUUUUGACAGCUGAACAACCGAAAGGAGGCCAGAGGGAGCAUAGCCCCGCAGUUCGCCAUGGCCGAUGCAGAGAUUGACCUCAGCAACGGCGACGUCUGGGACGACUCAGCCCUGAUCGACUCGUGGAACCAGGCGCUCGACGAAUACAAGAAAUACCACAGCAUCUACGCCGGCAAGAGUAAGGGCUUGCAGCCAUCAUCGCCGUCGCAUCAGCCUCCAGCUGCUUCCACAGCUUCCGCCCCAGGACCUGAGGCAGCCGACGUUCCAGAAUCCCAAAAACUGGAUGCCAAGACUGAAACAAACAAGGUCCCACCGGUUCCGGGCACUCGCGAAACAUCGGCCGGCAAGGAAACCACCGGUAGUGUUGCAGACCCCAACGGUGUUGCCAACGCCAGGAUAGCUCCGCCGCCCGAAGCCCUUAUUGGUUCUGUCCAAGAUGAGGGCCUCAAACCCAUGUUGAUGGCUUGGUAUUACGCUGGCUACUACACCGGCCUUUACGAGGGACAGCAAAAGGCACCGGCUCAACAGGAGCAGUGACAGAGAAACAGUCUGUCGAGGGACCGUGAAGGUCGUUCUAUUAGAGAGAAGCAUCUCGCUUCCGGGCCAAGAGCGGUCCCCACAGGUGAGGGCAUCAGCUAUUUUCUUGGCUGUUUCUUUGUGAUUGUGGAAAGUAGGGCACGGUGCAAGUACCAUUAAAACCAGGAAGGUAGUCAAGAACAAAUGUCACAAAUCGACCGAAAUAAAGAAAAGGAUAGACUAGCCAAGCUUCGGGGCCGUGUCAGUGGGCAGCAGCG